Messenger RNA from Erigeron canadensis, 2166 nucleotides. RefSeq lists its product as uncharacterized. The record is from RefSeq and is a predicted model, not a curated record. Bases 1 to 2166 code for a protein of 721 amino acids. NCBI's taxonomy places the organism in Eukaryota, Viridiplantae, Streptophyta, Magnoliopsida, Asterales, Asteraceae. The transcript has 6 exons.
AUGCGUAAACACAAAUACACUCAAUCCUAUAUCGAAAACAAUGAGAAUGCAACACAAGAUGCAAAAGAAAUGAGGAAAAGAAGAAGAGCUAUAUUGCAAAGUCGUAAAACAUCUUCCCAGGUUAUGUUAUUAACUUUAACAUUGGCUUUUCCCAAUCGUAUAUUAUCAAAUAUUACCAAUUGUAUGUCAAAACCAGUUGAAACCAAAAACAAAUUGUUUAAAACUACUAAACCCUCCAAUUCUGCAUUUGUUAAAGCACCUUAUUCUCCACCUGUUACUAUAUCUUCAACCACAACAUGCGUAACUCUAUCAAAUAGAAAUAACCCAUCAGUUACCACAUCACAUGUCUUCAACAACUCUUAUAUUGGAACUACUUCAACCAAUUCAAGUACAUUUGCUGCUUUAAACUCUAAAAUCUCUGGAAAACCUCAUUAUAAUAUUCGAAAUCCUUGCAAUGUUUAUAAAAAAUCUUCUUCAAAAAACAUUGGAAAAAAUAAUAUGAAUGCUCAAACUCUUUUACUUAAUCAGAAACUACAUGUUUCAAAAGAAAACAUUGCAUACAUUGACCAUGGGGAUGCCAUAUAUAAGUGUUCCAAAUGUAAUGCUAUGCUAUGGGAAGCUGAAAUGUUACGAGGAAAUCAUGAUCUUAAGAAAACUGCUUUUGGAUUUUGUUGUUCCUCUGGUGAUGUGCAACUGCCUCCACCACCUGAACCUCCAGCUGUUCUCAAAAAACUCUUUAAAGAAAAAAAUCAAAAGUCAAAUAAUUUCAUGUCUAACAUCAGAGCAUAUAAUAUGAUGUUCUCUUUCACUUCCAUGGGAGGUAAAAUUGAUAAGACUGUCAUGAAAGGUAAAGGACCAUUUGUGUUUCGACUUCAAGGUCAAAACUUUCAUCGUAUGGGAAGUCUUAUGCCUGGUCCUGGUGAACAACCCAAGUUUUCCCAACUCUAUAUAUAUGAUUCAGAAAAUGAAGCUGCAAAUAGAGAAAAAGCUGUAAGUGAUGGCAGAGACAGAAAAAAACAACCACUUGAUCAUAAUACAAUUGACAUAAUCAAGAAUAUGUUGGAUUUAAACAAUCCACUUGUCAAAUCAUUUAGAAUGGUUAGAGAUUGUGUCAAAGAUAAUGAUUGGGAAACUGUAGGUCUAAAACUUAUCGGUACAAGAAAACAAGAUGCAAGACAAUGCAAUUUGCCAACUACAUCAGAGCUUGCUGGUUUAAUAAUUGGUGAUAUUGAUGACAUGAUUGAUAAUCGAGACAUUGUUCUUCGUACUAAAGUUGGUGGUCUUCAACGAAUAAGUGAGCUCCAUCCCUCUUACUUGGCCUUGCAAUAUCCUCUUUUGUUCCCUUAUGGAGAAGAUGGUUAUAGGAUUGAUAUCAAACAUAGAGGCAUUCCACUUGACUCAAACAUUGUUCGAUCUAAAAAAAGCAUGAGAGAAUUUUUUGCCUAUAUGCUCCAAAUCAGACCGAAAUCUGGGUCAUUGUUGUUGUUUGCCAAGAAACUGUUACACCAGUUUAUGGUAGAUGCGUACACAAUGAUUGAGUCUGAACGUUUGUCUUACAUAAAAACACAACAAAAAAAACUCCAUACUGAAACUUAUAAAAAUUUAACCGCUGCUGUUGAAAAUGGCAAUGAUGAGGGUUCCUCGUCUGGUAAACGCAUAUUUUUGCCAUCUUCUUUUACUGGUGGAGCAAGAUACAUGAUGCAAAAGUAUUUGAUGCUAUGGCAAUUUGCAAAACGAUGCUUGGUUGAUAUAGACCUGAAGCCUGAAGACAGGCCUGAUAUUCUCUCUAGAAUCUUCAAAAUUAAAUUGGAUUAUCUUAUACAGGAUUUGAAGACCAAUGAGUUUUUUGGUCCUAUUGAAGCAGUGAUCUAUACAGUAGAGUUUCAGAAACGUGGACUUCCUCAUGCUCAUCUUUGUUUGUUCCUCAAAGCUGGACAUAAAUUUCCCACUGUCACAGAUAUUGACCAUGUAAUUAGUGCAGAAAUACCAGACAAGGAAGAAGAUCCUGAAUUAUAUGAAUUGGUUAAACAAUUCAUGAUGCAUGGUCCUUGUGGUGCUGACAAUCCAAGUUGUCCAUGUAUGGUUCAACGAAAGUGCUCCAAAAAUUUUCCAAAAGAUUUCCAUGAAGAAAGCUCCGUAGAUUCUUCAGGAUAUCUUGUUUAUUGA